Molecule: messenger RNA, 1278 nt
Organism: Ctenocephalides felis (cat flea)
Lineage: Eukaryota; Metazoa; Arthropoda; Insecta; Siphonaptera; Pulicidae
Gene: Ak2
Product: adenylate kinase
Exons: 5
Coding region: 145-876 (243 amino acids)
Biological process (GO): ADP biosynthetic process
Cellular component (GO): mitochondrion; cytoplasm
Molecular function (GO): ATP binding; AMP kinase activity
Source: RefSeq, a predicted model, not a curated record
GUUGAAGAAUCGUCAUGUGGAAUCUAUGGAAGUGACCUCUUGUCUAAAUUUGAAGGUUACACAUGAUACUACAUACUACUAUUGUGUUACACGGUGUCAUAAAUUUUACAAAUUUUGCUGGAAUAUAAAGCUUAAAAUAUCAAAAUGCCUCCAACAUCAGCAGUUUUGAAAGAGAAGUUUGAAGAAGAAACGCUUGGAAUUCGUGCGAUUCUUUUAGGACCACCAGGAUGCGGAAAAGGAACUCAGGCGCCCAUGUUAAAGAAAAAGUAUUGUGUGUGUCACUUAUCUACUGGAGAUAUGUUGCGGGCUGAAAUCUCAUCAGGAUCCAAACUUGGUACUCAACUCAAAAAGAUUAUGGAUGAAGGAAGACUUGUGAGUGAUGAACUCGUAGUUGAUAUGAUCGACACAAAUUUAGAGAAACCUGAAUGUAGUAAUGGAUUUUUGUUGGAUGGUUUUCCACGCACAGUUAGGCAAGCUGAAAAGCUUGAUGGACUCUUAGCUAAACGAAAUACUCCAUUGGAUGCUGUUAUAGAAUUUAACAUUGAUGAUUCUUUGCUGGUGAAGCGUAUCACUGGCAGGCUGAUUCAUCAAGCCAGUGGACGUUCGUAUCAUGAAGAAUUCCAUCCACCGAAAAAACCAAUGACUGAUGAUAUAACAGGAGAGCCGUUGAUCAGACGUAGCGAUGAUAAUGCUGAAGCAUUAAAGAAACGAUUAGUUACAUAUCAUGCGCAAACUAAACCUUUGAUAAGUUACUAUUCAUUGCAAGGAUUACAUAACAAAGUUGAUGCAUCACAGGCCGCAUCAGAUGUUUUUGCCAAAAUUGAUUCAAUAUUUCUUCGAAAACAAGCUAAACAAGCCAGCAGUUUACAAAUAUAGUAUUGUUCCUCUGAUAUUCAAACAUAUCAUACAUUAGCACAAUUUUAUAUUAGUGUUUAUUUAAUUGUGUUUUUGAAAAAGUUUAAUCGUCUUGUUGGAAGUAUGGGAUUAUAAAGAAACAUCUAUUAUUAUAUUACUGUAGUUUAUUCCAAUAUGUUGGCAAGCAAAAUGAAUUUAUCUGAAAUGUUGGCUUUUUUUUAACUCUUGUAUGCAUAAUUUGAAAUUUUCAUAAAGCUUUACAAAAAGUUUUAAUACAAAUUUUUGUAAGCAUGAUUAUUGUUAAUUAAUGGAAUUCAAAGAAAUAAGAUAUUCAUCAUACAACCCCCGUUAACCACGGUACUUACGUUUCAAAAAAGUACUGUGCUAUAUGAAAUAAAGGACUUCUUAAAAAGAAUUCUUAAA